AGAACGAUGCCACUUGCUCUGUAUGCCUGUCUCCUCUGGCUCUCCGCCAGUGGCCUCGUUUCCACACAAAACAGCAUGGACAGGAGUGCAAUGAGCUCUCACCGAGGCCUAGCUCCCACCAAUGUUGACUUUGCCUUCAAUCUGUAUCGUCACCUAUCAGCCUCGGAUCCUCACAAGAAUAUCAUAAUCUCCCCCGUGAGCAUCUCCAUGGCCUUGGCCAUGAUGUCCCUUGUCGCUGUAGACUCCAAAAAGACCCAGUUUUUCCAGGACAUGGGUUUCAACACCACAAAGAUCAGUGAAGAAGAGAUCUAUCAGGGCUUCAAGAACCUCAGUCAACUUCUCAGCCACACAGACAGCAGCUUGAAGAUGAACAUGGGCAACACCGUGUUCCUUGACCAGAGCCUGAAUAUGAGGGACUCAUUCUUAGCAGACAUCAAACACUAUCAUGAGUCAGAGGUCUUGACCACCAAUUUCAAGGGCUGGGCUGAAGCCCGUGAGCAUAUCAACAGUCAUGUGGCGAAUAAGACACAGGGGAAAAUUACACAUGUGUUCUCCGACCAGGAUAGUCCAGCUGCCCUCAUCCUGGUCAACUACAACCUCGUCAAAGGCAUGUGGGAUCUUCCCAUAAGCCCAGAAAAUACCAGGGAUGAGGACUUCCACGUGAGCGCGACUAGCACCGUAAGGGUGCCCAUGAUGUUUCAGUCAGGUGUCGUCGGUUAUCUUCAUGACCCAGAGAUCCCCUGCCAGCUGGUACAGAUGAAGUAUUUGAAAAAUGGAACUACCUUCCUCAUCCUUCCAGACAAGGGCCAGAUGGACAAUGUCAUCGCUGCACUUAAUAGGGACACAAUUGAGAGGUGGGACAACCUUCUGACCAACAGGCAGGUGAACCUGUAUAUCCCCAGAGUCUCCAUGUCUGCUACCUACAACCUUGAAGAUGUGCUGGCGGACAUGGGCUUCACAGGCUUAUUCACCCAACAACCAGAUUUCUCAGGCGCCACCCAGGAUUCUCCACAGAAGGCAUCAAAGAUAGUUCACAAGGCCGUGCUGCAACUGGAUGAGACGGAUGAACUGCCUGUUGCCAUCACAAAGGCUCCCCAACAGCAGACAUCUGACCCACUCACCCUCACCUUCAACGAGCCCUUCAUCAUCAUGAUGUUUGACAGCUUCACGUGGAGCAACCUGUUGUUGGGCAAAAUCAUGAAUCCAGCUUAG
This is a messenger RNA of Cricetulus griseus (Chinese hamster), 1212 nucleotides long. Lineage: Eukaryota; Metazoa; Chordata; Mammalia; Rodentia; Cricetidae. The record is from RefSeq and is a predicted model, not a curated record.